Emiliania huxleyi CCMP1516 is the source of this 1551-nucleotide messenger RNA. RefSeq lists its product as hypothetical. NCBI's taxonomy places the organism in Eukaryota, Haptophyta, Isochrysidales, Noelaerhabdaceae. The record is from RefSeq and is a predicted model, not a curated record. Bases 13 to 993 code for a protein of 326 amino acids. The transcript has a single exon.
CGCGGCUCCGACAUGCUGAAAUCACGCGAGCCCGCAUUCGCGUCGUCGCCGAGCGCGCAAAAGAAGGGAGAGAGAGCGGCUCGAGACUGGGUCCAGCUUUUCUCCUGUGCCCCUCUUGUUAUCGACGCAAUCAUUCUCUGCUAUGGAGCCUCGUUCACGCUCACGCUGACGGUCUUCCAGGCCUUUUCGUCUGCCGGUCUGGGAGAGGUGAAGCGGGGACUCUCUGUGCUGCGGCAGCGACGCGCGCUCUUCGACCCAGCCUCGUACCAGCCCGUGAUGUCGGGCUUGUACUCGGGUGGCUUUGCAGCAGUAACGGUGCUGCGGAAUGAGGCGGCUGCCGCAGUCGCCGUUGGCGUCGACAUGGGAAGGCGGGUAGGUGGCAUUCUCGAGGGGCUGUUGCCACGAGCGGAGAACGGCGGUGCAUAUCAAGAGGAAUUGGAGCCGAUGGCAGACGGCCGAUCGGAGGUGUCGGAGAUGUUGUCUUCGCCGACCGGAGGCGGAGCGGCCUCUGCGCCUUCCACGUGCAUGAGAGGCUACCGUCGGCGAUGGGCAGCCGCGCUCCUUCUCGGUGUCUCUGUGUCGACGUUUCUCGCCCUCGCGCUCCUCUACGUCCGCCCGGUGCGAGUCGCAUCGCUAUGCGUGCUCGCGGCGCAGUCGCUCGUCGCGCACAGCGUGCCACUUCUCAGCGCGAGCCUUCGCGCGCAUGUGGAGAGCGGCACGGCGGGGCGAGGCGUCCUCGUCGGUGCCACUGCCGCCGUCGGCUUGAUGGUGCAGGCGGCCCUCUACCUAGCCGAUCCGAACGCGUGGUACCUACCCAACGGAAGCGCAAUCCCAACCCCACUCCGGCGACUGCUCUCCGCCCCUCUCGCCCUCGAGAACGGCCUUGAGGAGGUCCGCCUCGCGUGCAAGUGCGACCUCGCGCGGCUGCAAGGCCUCGCGAGCGUUGCCGGCUUUGUCCCAUUUGCGAAUUAUACGCUCGCGCCCGCGUACUAGUUGUCGCUUGUCCUCGGUAUGGGUGCGGGUUCGGGGGGAGCCUCUGGGCCGGCGCGGGGGCCCCAGAGGGUGUCCAUGCGGGGGGGAGAUGGGGUCCCAUGGCCCGCCGCAGGCGCCGAUUUUUUCGGGAUUUGUGGGCAUUCUUUACUUGUUUUCAUGGGAGUUCGGCCAUGCUAUCACGCCUUGCGACAUCCUUUCGGCGCUGCUGCCCGUGCCAUGAUGUGCUCAACUGUGACCGCCUGCAUAGCUCGCGGCCUUAGUAUCAAGCAUUCAGUGACGACCUGAUCGUACGGCCAGUAGGAAGGUGUCCUUCCAUCGUGUGCACGCUUCUGCGUUCUGGCGCAAUGCGCGUCGCCUCGGAUUGGCUGCUGGCACUCUCGAGGCUAUGCCUACACAGCCUCGCGCGCAUGGGCAGUCAAGAGGGACCACGCACCUUCUCGGGACAGCGCCGGUGCCUCUCUCUUGGACCGGCAAACGUGUGGUGUCGUGUCACCAAUGUGGGACCAGUGCGGCAUCGCGCCAUCGACAGUUCUGAACUGCGCCUCACCACUGACCGGG